AUGAUUUCUGUGAUGAACGGUUUCAAUAAUCGGGCAUCGUUUGGCUUCUCUGGCAGUUUCAUGGACAAACCAUUUUACCAGAAAUUCACCUCUGCAGCUAAUGUUGCAUCACCGGCAAUUGCUGUAGCUACCGCAGCUGCAGCUGCAGCUGCAUCCUCGGGUAAUAUAACAUUAAGUGGAGUGAAUGAAAGCGAAAACAGAACCAGUACCUCAUCUCCAACGCUUGCAACAAGUUCAUCUUCGGCAUCAUCUUCUUUGCAUGGUAUGAGCAGCAUACCUGGUACUCAUCAUCAUCACCAUCAUCAUCAUGUACAUGCAGGAAAUUCUCAACAGUAUCCAUACGGUUAUGAUUGGACAUCAUCUCAUCAAGCUGUAGCUGUAGCUCAGGCGGCACAUCUUUCUGCACAGCAAGCUGUGGCUGCCGCUGCUAAUGUCGCUUCUGUUUCUGGAGCAUCUGCUUCUACUUGUGGACCACCAUUAUGCUCUACUGGAGUGCCAUCACCAAAUGCUGUUGCCAAAGCCACAUUCCUUUCACCAUCCACUGCAUCCGGCUUCGAUAUGAUGAAUCCAAUGUGCCAAGCUGAUUUCUACGGGUCAAAUUUUCAUGCAGCUCAAGCUGCUCACGCAGCUGCUGUAGCUUCUGGCCAUACAUGGGCAUAUGGUUAUCCACAACAGUAUCCAUUUGGAGCUCAUCCAUAUCCAGGAACUAUGGUAGCUGAUAUGACAGGAUUAGCAGGUUAUCAUUUUUCUUUUUUUUUAAAAUAG
Molecule: messenger RNA, 765 nt
Organism: Thelazia callipaeda (thelaziosis nematode)
Lineage: Eukaryota; Metazoa; Nematoda; Chromadorea; Rhabditida; Thelaziidae
Source: the annotation of a GenBank genome assembly